AAGAAGAAGAAGAAGAAGAAGAAGUCGUCUCAAACAAGGAUUGCUAUAGAAAAUGGCGUCCGAAAACAGCUCCGACUCCCAAGAAGAGAGAGCAGCUCUUCUGGAGACUGGCUCCGAACGAGACGAGCUACAGCAGUGUGACACGGUGGCGACACGGAGCGGGUCCAGACUGACUCUCUAUCACUGGACGCAGUCGUUCAACUCUCAGAAGGUGCGUCUGGCCAUCGCAGAGAAAGGUUUGCGCUGUGAUGAGUAUGACGUGAGCCUACCGCUCAGCGAACACAACGAGCCCUGGUUCAUGCGCCUGAAUCCCACCGGCGAGGUGCCGGUCCUAGUCCACGAUGACAACGUCAUCUGUGACCCAACGCAGAUCAUGGACUACCUGGAGCAGAAUUUCAACAAUGAGGGCACCCCCAAGCUGAUCCCUGAAGAGGGCAGUACAUACUAUCUCAGAGUGCAGCACUACAGGGAGCUGCUGGACUCGCUGCAGAUGGAUGCCUACACCCACGGCUGCAUCCUCCACCCUGAGAUCACGGUGGACUCCCACAUACCUGCAUAUGCCGCCACGUGUAUACGAACACAGAUCGGAAACACACAAACUGAGCUGAAGAAACUGGCAGAACAGAACCCGGAGCUUAAAGAUGCUUAUGUUGCAAAACAGAGGCGCUUGAAAUCCAAGUUGUUUGACCAUGACAACAUGAAGUACCUGAAGAAGCUCCUGGAUGAACUGGACAGUGUGAUGGAUCAGGUGGAGACUGAGCUACAGAGGAGGGUGGAAGAAACACCAGAAGAAGGCAGUCAGUCCUGGCUGUGCGGCGAUUUCUUCAGCAUGGCCGACGUCUCCCUGGCCGUCACCUUACACCGCCUGAAGUUCCUCGGCCUCUCGCGCCGCUACUGGGGCAACGGUAACCGCGUGAACCUGGAGACGUACUACGAGCGCGUGGUGGAGCGCCCGGCCUUCAGGAGAGUGCUGGGCCACGUCAACAACAUCCUGAUCUCCGCCGUCCUCCCCGUGGCGUUUCGCGUGGCCAGGAAGAACGCGCCAGUUAUUCUCGGCACCACGCUGCUGAUUGGCGUUCUAGGAGGGGCCACGUACCUCGCCUUCCUCUACAUGAAGAAGAGGCUGACUCUCACCUUCUGAGGGAGACGACACACGUUUUCAGCUGCUCUGGGACUGAAUCUGGGUCUGGGAGGUGGAGAAACACAGAAAAAUAUGAGAAAUGUUGCCUAUUUAAAUAAUUUAAAUGGUUUAAGAUUCAAGUAGAGCAAUCCAAUCAUUCAGCAGGCGUCAGUAAUACUGUAUGUAACUAAAACAAACUUUAACUGUCUUGUGCUUUUGGCACAAAAUGCACUUUUCAUCAUCCCCUAUGCUGCAUUACACGCCCAAGGAUUGACUUAAAGGACCAUACUGCUGUAUUUACAUGUUUUUGCUGUUCAUUACAAAUCACAUAUAUCACAAGUUGUGUGUUUUGCAGCUUUACAAAUUAUGUCAACCUCCAAACAGCAUUGCAAUUACAAGCUAUCGGCAAGUUAAGAAUAAAUUACACGUCAAAAGAUGAAAAA
Molecule: messenger RNA, 1563 nt
Organism: Acanthopagrus latus (yellowfin seabream)
Lineage: Eukaryota; Metazoa; Chordata; Actinopteri; Spariformes; Sparidae
Gene: gdap1
Product: ganglioside induced differentiation associated protein 1
Exons: 7
Coding region: 53-1141 (362 amino acids)
Biological process (GO): mitochondrial fission; mitochondrial fusion
Cellular component (GO): mitochondrial outer membrane
Source: RefSeq, a predicted model, not a curated record